GUGUGGUGGUAUCAGUGGUGUCAGGGACGGCCUAUCCUCCACAUCACAUGACCGUCCUCAGUCUCAGUCCCUCAUACUGUCUAUCCACGCGGCUUCCUGCCUCACUCCCUCACACCACAACGCCAUGAGAGCACUACGCGUCCUCCUGGCUGGCCUGGCAGUGUGCGUGCUGUCAGGAGAGAGUGCAUUGCUAGGAACCAAGAAGUGCACUUAUGGUCCUGGCUACUGGUGUGAUUCACUUGUCAAUGCAAAAGAGUGCAGUGCUGUUAGACACUGCAUCCAGACUGUGUGGGAGAAGCAGAGACUGCCAGAAGACAAUGAUGACAUCUGCACUAUUUGCAAGAAUAUGGUUCAGGAGGCAAGAGAUCAGCUCCUCAGCAAUGAAACACAGGAGGAAAUUCAAGAAGUCUUGGAGGGCUCGUGCCGCCUAAUACCAAUCAAGGUGGUGUCUGAUGAGUGUGUCGACUUAGCUGAUGAAUUCAUUCCAGAACUUAUUGAAACGUUAGCCUCUGCAAUGAACCCUCAAGUAGUAUGUGCAACUGCUGGCCUCUGUAACUCCAUCAGGAUUGACAGGUUGCUGCAACAAUACCAGGAGAGUCAACGUACCGAGUCCAAUGAGAUUAUUCCACAUAAACAAGUUCAGCAUCCACAGCCAGGCGAUUGCGAGUCCUGCAAGGAUUUCGUUUCACGCACUAUCCGCCUAGUGAAAACUCAUUCCCGUUCUGAGUUGAUGGACCGCUUGUUUGCCAUAUGUGGACAUCUUGGAUCCAUUUCUGAUGGCUGCAUGGCUCUUGUCGAGACCAAUUUUGAUGACAUCUACCGUUUCCUCACCGAACAGCUGACCCCCAACGAUUUUUGUGACCUUGUUGAAAUGUGCGAGCCUAGAAUGCACCAGAGUGACUUCUACCAGAAACCUGCUCUGCCGCACAGCGGAGAUGAACCAUGUGACUUCUGCCAGGCAAUGGUACAGCACUGGCGAGAUAUUCUCACUUCAAAAACUACUGAAGAAGAAUUCAAACAGAUUUUGGAUGGGUUGUGUCGACAGACUGGCAGUUUUAAGCAGAAUUGCCUUUCACUCGUUGAUGAAUAUUAUCUUCCACUGUACAAUCUCUUGGUGUCUGAAAUCCACCCAAAAGAAAUUUGUGCAGCUGUUGGACUCUGUGGCGCCACCUCAGUGUUUGCUAUGGAGCAUCCUGUAUGGCCAUUGCUUGAUGUACGUCAGCCAAUCACGGUACCCCAAACACCACUAACAGCUGCUGUACGGGUUGCUUCAGAACCUGGUUAUGCAUUGGCAGGUGCCGACGAAGCUGCUAGUAUCAAUUUAGAAGAAAGAGUGCAAGAACCGCAUCUGCCACGUGUGGCCCUUUCAAAGGCUUCAAUUGAUGUUGUGCCAGUGGGAACAAAUGGUGUCAUUGGUGCUGCUCUUGGCAAGGGUCAUGUUGGAGACAACAAGUGUGUUAUGUGCGAGUUUGCACUGCACUUCCUCCAGAAUAUGCUUGAACAGAAGGACACUCGUAAGGACAUUGAAGAUGCAAUGGAACAGCUGUGUGAAAUGAUGCCACGCACAAUUGCGGAGGAGUGUGAAGAUUAUGUUGAAGCUUAUGGGGAACAGGUCAUUGAGCUACUUGCUCAGAAAAUUGAUCCAUCACUGAUUUGUCCAAUGCUGCACCUGUGUCCAGGUGUCACAAGGAGUGAAGUGUCAAGCACCAGGGUAGAUGCAUCGUGUGCUAUGUGCGAGUAUGCUCUGACCACACUGGAAGACUAUUUGAAGAAGAAUAAGACUGAGACCGACAUUCGCAAGGCUCUGGAAGAAUUGUGCUCCGUACUGCCGACAACUGUUAGUGAAGAGUGCCGGACAUUUGUUGAUACCUACUCUGAACAGAUCAUUCAGAUGUUGAUCGAUAAUCUCUCUCCUGAUCAAGUGUGUAUUAAACUUGGACUCUGUCAGCCCAAAGAAUUACCCAAACUGGAUAGUACUCACCAGCUUCCAAUUUCACGCAUGUUUAUGGUAUCCAAUUCCAUAGAUAAGAUAAAUAAAGGUGCUGAGGCACCCAAGAUGGGACAGUCUGCUGUGUGUGUGCUCUGUGAACUAACAAUGAUGCAACUGGACCAGUUUCUCUUGAGAAAUGCUACCAAGAAUGAAAUCAUUGAAGUUGUAGACUUUAUAUGUGCCCACAUACCAGGAACACUCCAGGAUGACUGUAUUGGUUUUGUAGAGGAGUAUGGUGAUGCGAUUAUCAAGCUCCUGGUUAAUGAGAUGAAUCCCAAGGUUGUCUGCCAACAAAUUAAACUUUGUAAACCACCUUCAUUCACAGGUCUGAGGGCUAUGGCAAAUUUACAGCUAGACAAGUGCCAAGUGUGCAAAGGUGUAGUUAGUUAUGUGGAUGAGAAGUUGAAGGACGGAGAGGCCACCACUACCAUCGACACCAUACUGGAAGAAGUGUGCAGGUUGUUCCCUCAAAAUACAAAGGAGCAGUGCCGCAAUAUAGUUGAAGUGUACGGACCUUACUUGGUGAACCUGCUUGCUGAACUUGGUAAUCCGGAGAAAGUUUGCCAGGAAAUAGAAUUGUGCCCUAAUAAUUCACCUGUGCGGCUUCUGGGAGGCGACAAGUGCACUUGGGGUCCAUCCUACUGGUGCCAGACUCAGAUGCAUGCUGCCGCCUGUAAGGCUACAGUACAUUGUCAAACAAAAGUAUGGAAGAGAGUCGUUCCUCAAAUUUAAAUAAAGGGUUUUAAUCUACACUGCUUCACCCUCAAGACAAUAUCAUGAUAUCGGAAGGAUGUGAUUUUUUUUUUUAAUGAAGACGGGAGCUAUCUGGAAAAAAAAAUGUCACUUGCAUUGUGUUCAGGGAACUGAUAAUGAUAUUUCACUGCAUGGUCAGUGGUUAAUGCUAAUUUGACAAAUCUCUGAUGGAACCAAUUUAAUGUGGUAAUGUCCAACCCUAUUUACAGUGCAUCUGUAAUGGUAUGUAUGUUAAUACAAGACGUUUGUUUUUGUUUUUUUGGAGUGAAAUGAUAGUGUAUGGUUUUAGAAGUUAAUAAUGUCUUCAGUUAUUGCAUCAUUUCAUAUAACACUAAUUUAAUCAGAUCCAGCUUUUAUUUAAAAAAAUUAGUUUUGUCUGGAUUUUCGUGUGAUUUGUGUAAGGCUUUUGUUACAAGUAUUAUUCAGACACAUUGUGGGAUACUUACCUUGUGUAGGUAAGGGAUUGUUUAAAGAAAAAACAAGAGAUCUUGAAUAGACUACCCAAGAGUUGUGAAACGGUUUUGGUCGCUAGUUUUAACUUCUUUAAUAGAUGUUAAUGCUACGCCAAUGUUAAAAUUUUAUACCGCCUUUUUACUGUUACGUAUUUUAAAAGAUUGUUAAUGUCAGUAUAUUAGUUACUGGAGAAAUGAGUUAAGCAGUUACAUACGUUGUAAAUUAUUCGUGAUAUUCAAGUACUGAUGUUAAGCUUGAAGAAAAUGUAACCUAUUGUUUUCUAUAUAAUGGUUAUUACUAAAUGCAUUUUAUAAAUUUAGUGUGUUAGCCUUGUGUAUCCUUAUGUAUGCGUGUCAUGAUUAUGAUGCACUUGGAUUUUGAAAACUUUUGUUUGUAUUCAUAGCCGUGUCAGAAAUUGAGUAAGUCUUCUACAUAUAUACACACGCAGCUUUUUUUCUGCAGCAUGUGAUGCAUACGUAUAUCGGUUCAUAGUAAAUUUUUAUAUCCUGUAUAGCAUAUUUUAUUGUAUUUACAUAAUAAAGGAUACACUCA
Molecule: messenger RNA, 3748 nt
Organism: Procambarus clarkii (red swamp crayfish)
Lineage: Eukaryota; Metazoa; Arthropoda; Malacostraca; Decapoda; Cambaridae
Gene: Sap-r
Product: prosaposin
Biological process (GO): sphingolipid metabolic process
Cellular component (GO): lysosome
Source: RefSeq, a predicted model, not a curated record